Molecule: messenger RNA, 7551 nt
Organism: Schistocerca cancellata (South American locust)
Lineage: Eukaryota; Metazoa; Arthropoda; Insecta; Orthoptera; Acrididae
Product: zinc finger matrin-type protein CG9776-like
Exons: 21
Coding region: 308-5047 (1579 amino acids)
Biological process (GO): positive regulation of DNA-templated transcription; negative regulation of DNA-templated transcription
Cellular component (GO): nucleoplasm
Molecular function (GO): nucleic acid binding; zinc ion binding
Source: RefSeq, a predicted model, not a curated record
GCCGUUCUGUGAAAGAGAUUGGGGAAUUCAAUUCAUUGGAAGUAGUGCAGAAAAUCGAGAACUGACAGAAAGGAAUACCGCGGACGACAAUUGAAGAUAUAUCGUUUACUUUUAUACAAGCUAGCUAGGGCAUAAACAUUUAUGCGCAAAAAUAACAAAUCCGUCUCGUGUGUUAUAUAUUUACAGAAGGUCAGUCUGUCAGCCCAUCUAGUUUUCUUCCAUUCACAUUCAUUGACUUCACCAACUCACUGCUGAAUUUUCACAGAUUAUCAGCACGCAAUACGGUAGCUCCUUUUGAUCUUAAGUCAUGGAUGACAAUGAGGGGUCAGAACCUGAGGACAUCCCAAUUGUAGGUUUUCUGGAAGAUAUGGGAAUUGACAAACCUCGUUGGACUCCUGUGAUUGGCCCAGCAAAGAAAGAAGAUGACAAGCCCGAACUUCAACAUGUACUGAAAGUUCGCAUGUCCAAAGGUGGUGACAGUGGUGACAUGAGUCGUUCCGUGUGGGUCGAAGAGGAUGCCCCGCCUUCGAGAAAUUUUGAGGACGCCAGAGCUAAGUGGGACUUCCAGCCGGGCCGCGCUGCUCGCAACGGAGAUGCUCCCGGACUGAGGUCACCCUCCCCUCGACAGAAGAAAGGUGCCAGUGGGCGGAGUGCACGUAACCCACGUGGAGAAGACAGCUUUGCCGAAGACGGUGGGCGUUCGCCUCAGGCUUACAGGCAGUCACAGGUUUAUGAGUACGAACAUGCACGAGGAAAGCAGAGAAUGCCACCAGCUGAGGAAGAAGGAAGAUUUAGGAAAGAAGUACACGUGCCAAGGAGGGUUAGGGAUGACUCCCCACGUGACAGACGUCACAAGAGUAGAGAACCAAGGUUGUCACCACCGCCCGCCAGGAAGAGAGAACGCAGUAAUUCACCUGACAGGUACAGGAGGGCCCGAUGGGAACACAGUCCGUCACCAGUGAGAAUGGUUCGCCGCUCUGUCUCUCUCUCGCCGCCGCCCAGGAGCCGGCACAGGUCGCGUUCUCCACCUCUGCCGCCCAGGAGGCGUGGUGGAAGUCACGAGUGGAGCCCGUCGCCACCUCCACCUCCUUCUCAUCACCGCCGCCCCCUGCCGAGCCACUAUCCGCCCCGGGACUUGGGGGACCGAGAAGUGCACCACGUACGGGACUGGAGGUCGCCACCACCCGCCCCGUCUGUCUACGAAGGAGCCCACGGCUCUCACCAGGUGCAGCAUUCGUCAGCAUCCAGUUUCAACGUAAUGCCUCCUGUUCAACAAUCUGUUUACGGAGAGAGUGGAUACAACUCUGUCUCAGCUCCUACAUCAUACUCAGAUUCUGGUGGCUAUCAUGGUAAUUACCAGUCUCAGGAGUAUGGCAACUAUGAGUACUAUCAGCAGCAGGGAACAGGCACAUCGUACCCAUCCCAUGCACAAGGGGAGUACAGCACAUCUGGGCAAGCAGCAGGACAGUCUUGGCAGAACAGUUCCUUGUCUAACAUGUAUUCUGAAGCGCCGCCAGCAGCAGGUUCUGGUGGAGACGGCGGUACAUCGACAGCAGGUUCACUCUCCGUGUCUGUCACGAAUCAAAAGAGCGAUGAUGCCAAAAAAGAAGCUGCCAUUCAGAAUGAGUUACUUCAGCAGAAGCAGACACUCGCCCUCCAGAGAGACGAAUAUGUACGUAAAGCUGCAGCCCUCGUGCGAGAGCUGAAUGUCCUCAAAGAGCAGGAAGAAGAGUUAGUGAGAGAAGAUUCACGCGAUAACAAGCGUUUCCUGCGCGAGAACACCAAGCUGCAGAUGGAAAUUCAGAACAGACUGACAGCUAUUAACAACGUCAUUGAUAUGUUGACUGGCAUUAUUGGUGAUCAAAACGAAGUAGCAGAUCGUACGAGUAAAAAGAGCAAGCACAGGAAAAGAUCAAAGAAGCAAGAAGACUCCGAGGAGUCUGCAGCAGACUCUGACGAAUCGGAGGCCUUGGCUGAACCCCCUAUUGCCGAAGAGAAGACAACAUCUGCAACUGUUGCUGCUUCAAUCUCCAAUCUCGGAUCUGGGCAGCGCCACAAUUUGGUCUUCUAUGAUCCCGAGAUGCACUGGUGCCGUGUGUGUGACGUCUUUCCUCGGACUGCUAAGGAAUUCCUGAACCAUUUACACAGUCCUGACCACAAGCAGCAAAUAUUGGAGCGAAAACUGGUGGAUUUGCCAUGGCAUAAGAUACAACAGGCAGAAGAAGUAUUGCCUACUAUCGAAGGAUUGCCAUCUAAGCGAACACCGAUAAAAGGUCUGCAAUUUUUUGUGUCAGCCACUGCUUGGUUUUGUAAGCUGUGCAGCACCUGGAUGGGCGACCUCCACUGUGCGUCAGUGCACUUGAAGGGCAAGUCACACUCGGAAAAAUAUGCCGCUUUUGUUGAGCAAAAUCCACACUGGGAAAUGGAUUGGUUAUCUGACCGAGAGAAGGCGUAUGAAGAGAAGCAGCACAAGGGUUCUUCAAAAGAUGACCAAAAUGAAAGCAAGACAUCUAUCAGAGAUCAUUCCACCAAGAAGCAGCUCCGUGAGAGGAACUCCAGAAGGAAACGACAAAUGGCCACUGGGAAGGACAGCAAGCUGGGCUCCUCGGGCAGCAGCUCGUCCAGCAGUUCCUCGAGCAGCAGUUCGAGCUCGAGCAGCUCCGACGAGGAAGGGAAUGAUAAGGACAAGGUGCGCAGCAUCCGCGUCACCAUGCGGAACAAAGCCAAGGCCAAAGCGCUGGCAGCUGCGGCCGCGAUGACUGCCACUUCCCAACAGCAGUCGGCAUCGAAGGCUUCGCUGCCCCAAAGCAGGUGGGACAGCCCGGAAACUGCCAAGCAGUCCUCAACGCCUGUGGUGUUGGGACGCAGUGGAUUUCAAAAGGUGGCAGGCCAAGCGGGUGCAGUGCACGUGAAGGCUGAGAGUCCAAGUGACAAGAUAUUAGAGGAAUGGAAUAGCGUGAAAGACUCUGCAGUGAGUGAAGGGGACAAGCAGCUGCUGAGCCACCUGAAGGAGCGCAUCAAGCAGCGUCAGGAGGAAGAGGACAAGAUGGUUGCCAGUGCGGCCGCUGCUGCCGCCGCUGCUAUCGCAGCAGCAGUGAACGCUGAAAAGGUGAAGGAGAAGGAGGAGAGGGAACAACGUGAGAAGGAGAAGGAAAGAGGCAGAGAGAGGGAAAAGGAUAAAAUCAGAGAACGUGAAAAAGAGAGAGAAGUUGCGAGCCGGAGGGAGGAACGUGGCCGUAAUGUGCAUGAAAGGGAAAGGCGGCGCAAACGGGGACGUAGCCGCAGCGAUUCACCGCCCCCGACACGCCGUGGGGAGAGGGAACGUGAGAGGGACCGUGACAGAGACAGGGAAAAGGAAAGAGAGAGGGAGAGAGAAAGAGAAAGAGAGGAAAGGGAGAAAGAACGAGAGAAGGAUAGAAUGAGGGAGAAGGAACGGGAGAGGUCCAGGAGUGGCAAGCGAUUGUCACCUGCCAGGAAACACCCCUCUGGGAGGAUAGACCGCGAGGACGAAAGGUCGAGCCCCACCGUGAAGAGCAGCCCGCCGGACCGACGGACACCUUCCGGGAGCAAGCGCGGUGACCCGUCGCACAUCGCGGCUGCGGACGACAGCGAGACGAAGUUCGAGCGAGCCACUGCCGAGUCUGCAGCAAAAUCGCGCAGCAAGGCCAAGCGGAGCGGGAGUAGCGUCGUCGGAGGCGGCGGCGGCGGCACCGGCAGUAGCAGCGCGGCCGGCAGUGUGGGAGGUGGAGGAGGGCCGAGUGCCAGUGGCGCACCGGCGCAGGCGGCGGCCGGCUCCAAGUCCAAGCUCCCCUUCAUCGGCCGCAUGCCCAUACUCAAGAACAUUGCGGCAAAGAGGAAAGGCUCCUCUACUGACAGAGGAGAUGAUGACGGAAAACUAGAUGACAAAAACGAUGAGACUGGAGACUCUGUACCCUUCGGUCCUCUGCCCGAGCCUCAGGACAUGGAGAUCGACGACGAAAACUCGGGCGAACCGUCGGCACCAAUUGCAGAGAACGUGCCAGCUCCGAAACCGACUGCUUCUCAGCAGACGAGUGCAAAGGCAGGCAGAACUGUAGCCCCACCGAGCAGUUCACCGUCGAGGCCCGCGAGGAUGGAGCAGCCACCUCCACCUGCUACAAUGGAACGACCUCCGCCACCGGCAGUGUCCGUUGUAGCCAUCGAUGAGACUACACCACCCGGGCACGACCCUGUACCGCAGCAGUCUGAAGCCGCCGCAGUGCCACCGAAUAUUCGACCGAACAUUGCUCAUGGCGAGAUGGCAGUGACAGAUGCGGCUGUUUCAAAGACUGGUGCUGGUGCUGAGGGACCUCUACCUAGAGAUUUCCAGGAGGCCCUAAAUAUCUUAUUCCCUGGACAAGACGAAGGAAAAGAAGGGGAAGGCAAGGACAGUCAACAGCAGCAGCAGCAGCAGCAACAGCAGCAGCAGAUGCCACUCGGCAUGCACCCUCACCAGCCACCGCCGCCAUGGGGACCCCACGUGAUGCCGCCGCAGAUGGGCUACGGGCCGCCUCCGGGCCAGAUGAUGGGUCCGCCUCCCGGGAUGAUGGGACCGCCGCCUGCCAUGAUGGGACCCCCUCCGGGCAUGAUGGGACCCCCUCCGGGACAUCCUCCAAACGUGAUGCCUCCACCUGGGAUGUACGGACCCCCGCCACCGGGGAUGGGAGGUCCUCCGCCCCCCGGUGUAGGCGGCCCCCCACCCCCCGGUGUCGGCGGGCCCCCGCCCCCCGGUGUGCACGGGCCACCCCCCACCACAGCCAACCCCCAGUACGGGCCACCCCCCACCUCGGGCAGCCCCCAGUACGCACCACCCCCUGCAGUGGGUCCUCCACCCGGGCUGCCGCCAACCUCGCAGCCCCCCACAUCGCAGCCCCCUCCGACAGCAGUGCCGCCUCCGCAGCAUAUGGGUGUGAGGCCCCCAGGUGCUCCCCCGACGAGUGUGCCGCCACCGUACCUGGGUCAGAUGAGCAAGGAGGACCUUGCUAUGCUCGGCAUAGAUGCCGAGGACAUGGCGGCACAGACAUUCUGAUGCAACUGGGACCUUCCCCGGCGAAGAAUGGUUGCUGCCAAACUUUUGCCGUACGUGCUGAGGAAGUUGUCCUGAAGGCUCGAACUGAUGUAGUGUAUAAUGAAGUGUUGUUUUGUAGAUUUAUCACUAUAAAACGGCAACUAUUGUCUCUGUUCCUAUAUCUGUCGUCUGCCGAGGGUUGUACGUCCAAACGAUUCUCUGAAAGGAAAGAGAGCAGUCGGAAUGCAUAGUGUAUGCUGUACUACUUGUCAGUUAACUUGAAACUGAGAAGAGUGGAUAGGCCUAAGAGACUAGAUUCUCGGAUGUGACACAAUCAUUCAAUGAAAAUGGGUGGCAAAUGUAUUUGUUGUAGCCAAUUAUUUCUCUAAAUCUGUGCUUAAAGAUGUGUAAAAGUUGUAAAGUAUUUCUAAAAUUGUGAAUUUGACAUGGAAUUUGUACACUUCCACUGCCAUCAAGCCUGAAGAACUAACCUACAAUCAACAUUUGUGUAUUCCUUGAUGUUAAUGUUGUACUACUUGUUUAUGCUUUGAUCUGAAUGUACUGGGUUUGUAGUUCCUGUGGGCAACAAUAGUAAACAAGAGAUUCACUUGUAGAAACCCUCUCCCCCAAUUCCACUCCAACCUUUUGUGUGAACAGCAGGUGAGUACUUAACAUUCAGCAGGUAAAUUCCAAGUUCUGUUGAUACACAUGUGCAGAAGUAGGAAAAACUGUUAUGUUUGGAACUGUUGGUUCCUUUGUCAGGAAAGAAAGGAGCCUAGGUUAAAAAAGUUAGAAAGUUUGAGCAGGUCACUCGGACUGCUGUUUUAGUGGCCUACCACAACUUCCCAAUACUUCAAAGAUUAACCUUUUUCCCUCUCUGACAGAUGAAGUAACAGUUCCACAAGCUAGAUAAGUUUGUUUUCUGCUUCUAUAUGUGUCUUGGCAGUAUUUGAGUUUUCAUCUCUUGAAGAUAGGUAAGUCUUUCUGUCAUUGUAAUUUUACAGCUUUCUCGUGUGGAUAUUUUGAUGGCAUUAUUGAUUUAAAUCCAGUCACUUUGCUUCCAAUAUUUUGUGCUGUGCAAAGGUCUGAUAAAAAGGGCAAUGUCACAUGUUUAUUUCUCAUUCUUCUCGAGAGGAUGUCGUGUUAUACGCUGCAAGUAAUAAAAAAAUUAUUUCUCUUAGUCAAAGGUAAAGAUGUGAAUCAUAAUGUUUUACAGUGACAUGAAAUGGAUGCAAUAUGACAAGCUGCAGUUCUCACCUCUUACUAUGAGGUGUACUGCUUCAAAGAUAACAAAUUCCAGCAAGAUGUAAUGUCCUGCUAGCAUUGUGUUGAAGUUAUAAGGUCGGACUACUUUGAGAAAUCAGAAAAGUUAUUACAUAAGGUAUAAGUGAUGAAAAGUCUGCUAAGAGUUGUUUCUCCAAUCUAUGAUUGGCCCAUAGGUCAGUUAAUAAAUAUGAUAAUAUUUGGUAUUGGCAAGCAGUUUCUGACAGUUUAUUGCACCACAGUGUUAUGUGGUAUAAAUAUAUUUUUAGGUACUUUAGAAUAAAUAAUAAAAUGUGUUAUUAGACAGCUGGCCCUUUGUACAUACAUUGCAUGUGUCUAGAGCUUGUUAUAUCAGACUAAAUGGUUUAUUAGAUCUGUACUGUGGGUGUAUUUAAUUUAACUCUUAGAAGGAUUUCUAUUCUACCUAUAAAGUUGAAAAUCACACUUUAUGGAAAGUGGUAUAUGGGACCCAGAGAUUGUCUUUUUAUGUAAUGCCUUGAGUCCCUUGUAUAAUGUCAGUGACUAUGUUAAAUAGCCCAAAUCUCCUUUCAUAUUUCCUGUACAGUUCCGACUGUAUCAUUUGUUUUUGGAUGUGUGAGAACAUUAUUUAGUGUGAGAAAUGUCAAACUGUUGAUAGAGACUUAUUUUCUGCUCCUGUACAUCAUGUAAGCCAGGAGGGGAAGGAGACAAGUGAUAAAAAUCUGUAAAAGCGUAUAUUUGUGUACUUGUGUGUGGUUGUAACAGUGCAGUUCCAGGACCAGAACAUUCUAAGACGUCCUGGUUGGCCUGAUAGUUAGUGAAAGAAUAAUUCUCAAGUAUUACAUAAUUUCUUAUUUCUAUGUUAUUUUUGUUUAUUAUCUGCCUUGUGUAGAAAUUGUCAUCUGGAACAGUAAAUCUCUAUUAUCUGUUUUAUAUGUUCUGAGUUUGAACUUUCAGUAUUUGAAUCAUUCAGAGUUAACACAAUUUUCAUUUUAUUGUAAUUACUUGUGAUGUAACUUUACUGCCUUUUUGUUCAUCUGUAGCUUCAUAAAUAAAUUUUUUAAAUUGGAGUCAUUGUUUCAGUUAAAGAUGUUGAUGUUCCUCAAGACAGUGAUUUAAGUGUGAAAAACAACCUUGUUAAUGAUAAGUAGCCCUGUAAAGUGAUCCUUAUUUGCAGAGGAUUUGUCAGUUUCUGCUCUUCUUCCAACAUUUCAGUGAACACACACAAGAUGGGACUAGCUGUUAAGAAUUUGGAUAAAUGAGAAGGCAGGAGGACAAUAAAG